AUGGCCACCGACCCAGCCCCAAUGGAAGAUAUUGAAAUGAACCGCGUCCAAAGCGCACAACUCACAAACGACUGCAUCAGUUCUCUCAGCUGGAACAAAGUUCAAGUUACCGUCAAGGACCGCAAAACCGGCGAUCCGCUCGCCCUUCUUGCUGAUGUCUCGGGUGCUGUGCACGCCGGCGAGAUGCUUGCCAUCAUGGGCCCCAGCGGCUCAGGCAAGACUACGCUUCUCAACGCCCUCGCCCAUCGCGUAGCUGCCGCUGGCGCCACCACCAAGGGCGAUAUUCGUGUCAAUGGCCAGUCCGUGACGCUGCAAACAAUCCGAGACCUUUCGAGCUAUGUUGAGCAGGAGGAUGCUCUCAUUGGUAGCUUGACUGUUCGUGAAACGGUCUUGUUUGCCGCUCGCAUGUCCUUGCCCAGCCACGUUGCAAAGAGAAUGGUUAUGCAGCGUGUCGAUGACCUUAUCGCUAGCUUUGGUCUUCAAAGCCAAACAAACACCAUCGUCGGCACGCCUAUCAAAAAGGGUCUGAGCGGAGGGCAGAAGAAGCGACUUGGUGUUGCCAGCCGCCUCGUCACCAACCCCAAGAUUUUGUUUCUCGACGAGCCAACCAGUGGUCUAGACAGCGCCUUGUCUCUAGAAGUGUGCAACUACAUCAAGAACAUUGGCCGCCAACACAAUUUUGACAAGCUGUGCCUCCUUUCCGGAGGACGCACUUGCUAUUUCGGUCCUAUUCACGACGCGGUUUCCUACUUUUCCGCCAUUGGGCACCCUAUUCCCCCAGAGACAAACUCGGCAGAGUUUUUCCUAGAUCUCAUCAACACCGAUCUAGACAAGGACGGCAGUAUAGUCGCACGCACCGAUGAGAUCUGCAAGGCCUGGAGUAGUUGCUCCAAUCGUUCCGAGCUCGACUCGGAACUGCAACAGUUGGUCACGAAUUCCAUAUCCAAGAAGCUGGACUACAAGGUCGAGCAUCCCAGUGCAUUUAUGGUCCCGUCUGUGCUUCUACACCGAGCAUGGAUCAAGUCUCAUCGUGACAUCAUGGCAUACGGCAUUCGUGUUGCCAUGUACCUCGGUUUAGCGAUUCUCAUGGGAACCGUCUUCUUGCGCCUCAAGACCGAGCAAAGCUACAUCCAGCCUUACAUCAACGCCAUCUUCUUUGGCGGCGCUUUCAUGUCGUUCAUGGCUGUUGCAUAUGUGCCUGCUUUCCUCGAGGAUCUCAACACUUUCAAACAGGAGCGCGCGAAUGGACAUGUUGGGCCGUUGGCUUUCAUCUCGUCCAACUUCAUCAUCGGACUGCCGUUCUUGUUUUCGUUUGCACUGCUUUUCUCCGUUGUCGAGUACUGGCUAUCAAACUUUCGACCCGACCCCAGCGCCUUUUUCAAGUGGGUUCUCUGGCUUUUCUUGGAUCUUGUCGCCGCAGAAUCCCUUGUCGUGUUGGUCUCCUCCAUCUUCAAUGUGUUCGUUGUUGCUUUGGCAGUGACGGCCUUCGCCAACGGCUUGUGGAUGUGCGUUGAUGGCUUCCUUGUGCCCAUGGGUGUUCUCAACGUAUUCUGGAAAUACGUCUUUCACUACAUUGACUAUCAGGCAUAUGUAUUCCAGGGCAUGAUGGUCAACGAGUUUGAGCAACGUGAAUACGGCUGUGCCACUCUUCCAUCUGGCCAGUAUCAGUGCCAGUAUCCCAGCGACUUGAAUGAAAAGGGCUUGAUUGCUGGCAAAGACGUUCUCAAGCAGUUCAGCAUUAGCACUGGCCAAGAAGGCACCUGGAUCGGUAUCAUGAUCGGCAUUAUUGCCGGCUACAGGAUUCUCGCUUACUUGGUGCUGGCUGUCCGCAAAUAA
Molecule: messenger RNA, 1836 nt
Organism: Cordyceps fumosorosea ARSEF 2679
Lineage: Eukaryota; Fungi; Ascomycota; Sordariomycetes; Hypocreales; Cordycipitaceae
Product: ABC-2 type transporter
Exons: 3
Coding region: 1-1836 (611 amino acids)
Cellular component (GO): membrane
Molecular function (GO): ABC-type transporter activity; ATP binding; ATP hydrolysis activity
Source: RefSeq, a predicted model, not a curated record